This is a messenger RNA of Xyrauchen texanus (razorback sucker), 3969 nucleotides long. Its product is annotated as polycomb group RING finger protein 5-B-like. Gene Ontology annotation, cellular component: PRC1 complex. Gene Ontology annotation, biological process: regulation of transcription by RNA polymerase II. Bases 279 to 986 code for a protein of 235 amino acids. The transcript has 9 exons. The record is from RefSeq and is a predicted model, not a curated record. Lineage: Eukaryota; Metazoa; Chordata; Actinopteri; Cypriniformes; Catostomidae.
AUGAUCUCAAAGAAACCAGUUCCGUGUUCUGUGCCACUAUACUAACAGUCCAAAUGCGUUCAAGCCUCUGUUUGUAAAAAUCAAUACGCAUCAUCAACAUGGACACAUGACAUGUAGCAGGUGCAUUUUUGUCACUUUUGGUGGCAUUUUUGCCCCGAGCCCCCUUCAUUUCUGACCCUUGGCCAUUCAGCAGAGUUUAACUUUGAGCAAUAAAGUGCUUGGAUCUGCCAUCCACUUCAUCCUUACAUCAACCGCUCCUACAUUACCUCAUCGUGACGAUGACACCACAGAGGAAACACCUGGUGAGGGACUUCAAUCAUUUCAUCACCUGUUAUAUCUGUAAAGGGUACCUGAUCAAGCCUGCCACCGUGACAGAGUGCCUGCACACCUUUUGUAAAAGCUGUAUAGUGCAACAUUUUGAGGACAGCAAUGAGUGUCCAAAAUGUGGUAUCCAGGUUCAUGAAACAAAUCCUGUGGAGAUGUUAAGGCUGGAUAACACUUUAGAAGAAAUCAUAUUCAAACUUGUGCCUGGUCUUAGAGAAAAGGAAUUGCAGCAAGAGAUUGAAUUCUGGAGGAGAAACAAGUCAAAAGAAAAAGUUGAUGAGGAUGGCCCUAUAUGUAAGAGAGCCAAACUAGAUAAUGAGGAGGAUGAUAAAGGUGAUGGAGACUACCACAGGAGUGAUCCGCAGAUAGCCAUCUGUCUAGACUGCUUGUGGAACAAUGGCCAAAUGGGGGAGAACAUUGUUAAGGGCUUAAUGAAAAAAUAUAUUUGCUGCUCAUCUAGAGUGACUAUUGGAACAAUCAAAAAGUUUUUAAGUCUGAAGUUAAAUCUUCCGACUUCUUAUGAGCUAGACGUUCUAUGCAAUGGUGAGAUCAUGGGCAAAGACCAUACCAUGGAGUUCAUCUACAUGACCCGCUGGAGGAUUCGGCGAGAAAAUGCCUACCCAAUGGUGCUUGAAUAUCGACCACGCAUUGACUUUGGCUAGGCUGAAAUACCUUGCACGAAUUUCAUCAACAGACAGCAAACUGAAUGGACUUGUCCAGUUUGGAAGAUGGACUCUUGUGUUAAACAUCUUACAGCUGCUCUCUUAUUAGGAUAUCUGACAACCUCAUUUUCUAACACAGAGACAGAUACUGUUAGAAAGAUCUGUUAGCUUAAUGCAGUCUGUGAAAAGAUUUUCACACACCAUGGGGAUGUCAUUCAUUGAUAUGUGUCUUAUUCCAUGCUGUAGUUUAUUUAGCAAGUUGGCACACCAGUCAUUUUUGAGGGCCUUAAUCAAUAUGCAUAUUACAACAAUAGGAUUUUAGUGCCUUUAGUACAUUGUCUUAAGUGCAUUUUUUUGUGUUGGCUUUUUAGCCUUUAUUUUUAUAGGACAGAUAAGAGAGACAGAAAGUUGAAGAAGAGAGGUGGAGUUAGCACAUGACUCAAACCUUGGUCGCCCGUGAGCCAGUGGCUCUUAAGCCUAGUACACACACUACGACUUUAUCGCCGCUAGUCGCUACUAUUAAGUCACUCCUGGGCUUUCCUAUUGCUGUUGCUCUUUAUUGGUGGCUGCUUGUCUGGCCAUAUCAUUACAAAUUGUGAUCAGAGAUAAGAUGAAAACCAAGAUUUAAUUCUAAUUUGACAAGGAAUUCAUUUUCUAACAUUCUGCUGUUGUUACAUAAACUACAGCAGCGCUCAGUGCAUUUAAUCAUUAACCAGAUUAGUGAUCUAUGUACAAAAUGUACAUCUCUAACCCACUCAAACUGACAAUCAUUUCUAAAAUGUCAUUCUAUUUUGACAAAUAAUCAGUUAUCUUGUCCCUAAGUCGCUUUGGAUAAAAGUGUCUGCCAAAUGCAUAAAUGUAAAAGAAACAUUCUGCAGGGGAUAGUGUUUUAAUAUGAAUUGCAGCAGUGCCCAUUGCAUCAGAUCACUAACAAGAUGAACAAACUAUCAAUUUACGAAUCAAACUCACUCAGACUGCCAAAACUUUUCUUUCCACUCAUCAUUUUUUAUUAUUUCCAUGUACUGUAUAUGGUUACAGGCAACUCAUGUAGAACAUUAAAAAUGCUCCUAGAAAUGACAAUUUCUCCUCUGUCUUGUCGUGUCUGCACUCGACUCCAUUAUCUCAAAGGACGAAUGAUGUGAGCUCCACUGAACGACGCCUUCACUCCUAUUGGUUGUUGUUCCCGAAUGUCGCUCACUAUUUGCAUAAAGUUAAACUUUUCUGAACUUUGUCGUGUCGCUCGCCGUGCCCACAUCUAGUCACCAGAGAUUGCUGUCGCUCAUGUCGCCAGAAGUCGCCAGCUCUCAUUAUAAAUUAAUGGGAUUGUGUCACUUUGUCGCUGGAAGUCGCUGCAUGUGUGUAAUGGCCUUUACAGUAUAUGUCAAAAGCACUACCAACUGCAGCACAGCUUUGACUAAUUAAGAGUAUUUGUGGACAGAUUUGAAUAAGAGUAGAUUUCCAAAGUAAAAUAUGUUUAAAGGUGUCCUGUCAUGUCAUUAAUCAUUAAUCUUCAUUAAUCAACAUAAGCUCUUUGCUUGGCUCUUGGCUCGCCUGUUUUGGAGCAAUGUAUGUUGUUAUAUAGCUUCCUUUUGUCCGGAUAGGAAUUGUAACUGUGUGCUUUAGCUGUGCUGAGAUUAGCACAGAUUUUUAACAAUACAAGAAGUCAUCAAUGGAGGAUUUGUCAUUUAUUUAUUUAUUUUUGGUUGGAAAUAAAUCAAAUCCAAUUUUGUUGACAGUACAUUCAAAAGCUGUGUGCAAAACUGUGUUCUUGGGUACCAUGAGUCACUGCGGAAAGCAUACAAUAACAAUUUACAUUCAGAGCUUACUUUGGUUUGAUUUCACAGAAAAUGUUUGGCUUCUGACAUUCACCCUUUUAAGUUCACUUGUCUGUAAACAUGAAUUGAAGGUCCAGCUAUGUCUGUGAAAAUGCUACUUGCACAGACGACAUAUUUUUUUGGGAUAUAAAUGUCUUGUAGGACAUUCUUCAUACUAUCAGUGACUCUUGGUUUGACAUGGUGAUCCAAAAUGAUCACACUGGAAAUGUAAGCAUAAGCGUAGUUCUAGCAGCAAGAUCUCAUGAUUCAUUCUAUCAGGCAUCUCAUUCAAUCACAACAUAGCUUCCAUCUAUAAGCCUGCUAGCUGCCUCUGAUUGUUCACAUACUUCCAUGUUUUCACCCCCCAUCCCACCCCAUCUCCACCAGAUUAGGUCCCAUCCUGGGUGAGGGUUAUCUGAUUGGAUAAAAAAUUAUCCAAUCAGAAUUUAUUCCUCGAUGCUUACAAGCAAAGUGUGCUAACUUUUUCACAAAUCGCAUGCCCGAAGCCGAAGCAGUGCGUGAGUCUGGUGUCAGGCCUUCAUAAUUGCCACAGAAUCCUCCAACACUGCAGUGAAUAGGCAUCUAAAGUCAGAUUGUCAGAUUCAUCAGCCAAUCAGAUUUGACUUAUUUGUUCUUGUGGGUGUGGUCUUUAGGAUAUGUCCCAGUCCAGGCCUUCUAGCUGGCCUUAAUUGACGUAAUCUGAUGUAAGUAAUUUGAAAGUGAAGAGCGCAAGAUCUUGCAGAAAUGUCAUAUACAUCAGCACUGCACUUUAUUAAUCAUCUCACACUGGACUGUCAUAAUUAUAUUCUCCUCAAUACAACUACUGUAUAUAUAUUUUUUAUAUACUCUUUAUUUUUAUUUUUUAUUGUAUGUGUAUUCUAUAUUGUGUGUAUUGUUUAUGGUACAUUGUAUAUUAUUAUUGUGUUGUGUAGUUGUGUAUAUUAGAUGUCUAAAUUGUGUUGUGUAAAUAUGUUGUUUAUUGUAAAUUGGUAUAUGUCUCGUCACUGUCAUGACUGCUAUGUUGCUCAGAACUGCACACAAGACUUUCACCUACUGUUGCACUUGUGUAGAUGGUAGUGUGACAGUAUUUUGAUUUGAGUCGGCUGUUAUCACUGCUGGUAUUGCCGUUACGAAAGCGAUCCUUAUGGAUUUAAAAACAUGAGAUGUUC